UCCCUGUCGUAGCUUUUGCCUCUCGUUUUCUUUCCCUGAAAUUUUCUCUCCCCAGACUGAGAUCUCUCCGUGUAUAUAUAUACAUACACAAACACUGUAUCGGAUUCGUGAAGAGAACGAAACGCGUUUUCGUCACAUGACCUUUCGUAUUCAAUCCCUUAUCCCGAACACGAAUCCCUCAGGAGCCCGCAGUUUCGCGUAAUUCCGGGUAACAUUCGAUUUCUCUCGAUCUGUUCGCGUGUGUUGGUUUCGUUUGGUUUUGGUGGCGGAAGAAUUCGAUCGAGGCGUUGAUCGGAGGGUCGUGAGGACGAUGGGGAUGGAUUUGAGGGUUAUGACGGCGAGGGAACGGGGAUGGGGUCGAGAGAGCGGCGGAGGGGAUUUCAGCUACGACGGCGAGCAUGAUUUGGGGCUAAUGGUUAGGGAUUUUCUCGAGACGGGCAGUGGAAGUGGUGGAGGGAACUCGUGGUGCAGCAGCGACAGCGAUUCUGGGUGUCCGGAUCUGUAUUCCCUUUCGGACAAGAUUCAGUUUCUCAAGUACUCUAUGGCUCCAUACGAGGCUGAUGUUCUGUCAGCAGUUCGCUCCCAGUUGUUUGCUAUCAGGGGGAAGGAUCUUCACUCUGUAAAGACCGGUACGUGCAAUGCCAGUUGCAUCAGGUUUUAUCUCGCAAAGCUUCUACGACUUUCCGGUUACAAUGCUGCUGUUUGCUCGGCACGAUGGCAACCGGCCGACAAGGUUCCCGGUGGGGACCAUGAAUACGUAGAUGUAAUCUUGGCAGACACUGAAGACGGUCAGGAGGAACGACUGAUCAUUGACAUGGACUUCAGGAGCCACUUUGAGAUAGCCCGGGCGGUGGACUCGUACCAGAGAAUACUGGAUUCCCUCCCGGUGGUUUACGUGGGGACGGAAUCUAGGCUGAACCAGUUCCUACAGGCCAUGGCCGAAGCAGCCAAAAGCUCCCUGAAGCAGAACUCGAUGCCUCUGCCCCCAUGGAGAUCCCUGCGUUACUUGCAGUCGAAAUGGCACUCUCCACACAAACGGCACCUCGGGCCGCCGAUACACAUGGAUGGUCCUGAAAUGUUCUCGGAGGGAUUCCACAGACAGUGCGCUGAGAACCUGAAGAGGGUUCAGCUCGUCCUCCGGGCCGAGAAAGAGGGCGAGAGAUGCGUGAAGGGUAUGAAGAGAAGUGAUAGUAGUAAUAGAGGAGGCUGGAGGAUGAGAAAUCCAACGGGACGAGAUCAUUGAGUGUUUGUACAGAGCGUUUAGGCCAUUGAGAAUGGCACAAGAGUUAUUUUGUGAGUGUAACUUUUUGCGGCUCCUUUGUAAUCGGGAAUAUUCAAAGAAGAAGAAGAGUUUUUUUUUUUUUUUAAUUUGUAAGCAAGAUGAAGUCUGAGAUCUUUAACGCCAAGUGGCGAAUUAUACGAGGGUUAAUUAAUGCGUUA
Tarenaya hassleriana is the source of this 1440-nucleotide messenger RNA. RefSeq lists its product as uncharacterized. Lineage: Eukaryota; Viridiplantae; Streptophyta; Magnoliopsida; Brassicales; Cleomaceae. The transcript has 3 exons. The record is from RefSeq and is a predicted model, not a curated record. The coding region runs from base 311 to 1243 and encodes 310 amino acids.